UCAUCGCUCGAUCGUGCAGCCACUGGUAGUCGACGCACGAACAUCACGGACCACAGAAAGGCUUUAUAUUCAGCUUAAUUGGCGAAUUCCCUACUGUCAGAAUGAGGGAGUACAAGCUCGUUGUCCUUGGGUCGGGAGGUGUCGGAAAGUCUGCUUUGACUGUUCAAUUCGUUCAAUCGAUUUUCGUGGAAAAAUAUGAUCCUACGAUUGAGGAUUCGUAUCGCAAGCAAGUUGAGGUGGAUGGACAACAAUGCAUGUUGGAAAUCCUGGACACGGCAGGAACAGAGCAAUUUACCGCCAUGCGUGAUUUAUACAUGAAGAAUGGACAAGGAUUUAUCCUUGUGUAUAGCAUAACGUCACAGGCGACAUUUAGCGAUCUGGUGGAGUUGCGGGAGCAAAUAUUGCGCGUGAAGGACACCGAAAAGGUUCCCAUGGUUUUGGCGGGGAACAAGUGUGAUUUGGAGGAUGACCGAGUCGUUUCGAAAGAUCAAGGAUCGUCGUUGGCGUCACAAUGGGGUGGAUGCACUUACUUGGAGACGAGUGCGCGGAAGAAGAUUAAUGUCGACGAAGUUUUCUUCGAUCUGGUGCGUCAGAUCAACCGGAGCAUGCCAGACAAGGACAAGAAAAAGGACAAAAAGAAGUGCACGAUUUUGUAAUCGACUUUGGACCUCCCCAAGCUGGUUCGAUAACCCCAAAUCCCAAACCCAAAUGUAAUCCGUCGAGCCUCGCAAAAGACACCUUUCCUUGAUUUUUUUUCGGUAGAUUUCCUAUCACAAUCCCUUCCCCCAUGUUCGGCAAGCUG
Molecule: messenger RNA, 802 nt
Organism: Fimicolochytrium jonesii
Lineage: Eukaryota; Fungi; Chytridiomycota; Chytridiomycetes; Spizellomycetales; Powellomycetaceae
Product: ras-related protein Rap-1b-like protein
Exons: 5
Coding region: 102-656 (184 amino acids)
Biological process (GO): Rap protein signal transduction
Cellular component (GO): plasma membrane
Molecular function (GO): GDP binding; GTPase activity; GTP binding
Source: RefSeq, a predicted model, not a curated record